Cinclus cinclus is the source of this 654-nucleotide messenger RNA. RefSeq names its product parkin coregulated like (gene PACRGL). The coding region runs from base 1 to 654 and encodes 217 amino acids. The record is from RefSeq and is a predicted model, not a curated record. The transcript is spliced from 7 exons. NCBI's taxonomy places the organism in Eukaryota, Metazoa, Chordata, Aves, Passeriformes, Cinclidae.
AUGUCAUCAGGCAUCCAAAUAAAAACAAAGACUGCAGCACCUAAAAGCAAGACAUGUUCUCCAGAAUCACAGCCGAAGCCUAGUGACAAGCUGAAUCCUAAAACUAUUGAUCCAUUUCAUGCUUAUUCUCAACCACCAUCUGCAUUUGCUGCUACAUAUGCUAGAGGUGGCAUUCCAUGCAGGUUAGUGCAUGGAUCAGUAAAGCACAAACUGCAGUGGGAAUGCCCUCCUGAAACUCUUCUCUUUGAUCCUCUUCUUUUAACAUUGGCAGAGGGACUAAGAGAAACAAAACAUCCUUAUACUUUUGUUUCCAAGGAGGGUUUUAAAGAAUUACUUCUGGUUGAAGGUGCUGCUGAAAAAGCUAUUCCCUUGUUGCCUCGUCUAGUUCCAGUCUUAAAGGCUGCACUGGCCCAUGUGGAUGAUGAAGUUUUUGGAAGGGGAUUGGAAGCUUUAGUGCAAUUGAGUGCUGUUGUUGGCCCAUCUCUUAAUGAUCAUCUUAAACUUCUACUCACAAAUCUAUUAAAGAGAUUAAUGGACAAGAAAUAUAGAGAAAAAGUUACUGUUGCUUUACAAAAGUUGGAGCACCAUGGUGGAAAGGCAGCUGUGGCUAUCAUCAAAUCUAAAAUUCCAACCUAUUGUUCUAUAUACUCUUGA